GGUGAAAAUGCGGAAGACAAGGGAGGAAAUUCUCCAGCAGAUCUACGACGAGGGGCAGAAGGCGUUAGACGAAUACGCACUGUAAAUAUGAUGUCUAGGUCUGGAAGAUGAAAGGAGACAUUUUGCAUGCAGUUUUUGUGUCUGGAAAAAAAUACGUAGCAUGGUAAAUUAAGCGGAGGCUUUUCCAUGCAUUGUCUGCAUGAGAAGUACUCUGUUUCGGAGACAAAAGCGCGCAGCUUUUGCGAACCAUGCAAUGCAAAACUUUGCCCGUGCGUGUGCCGUAGUUCCAGAAUCCGUGUCACAUCUCUCCAGGCCCAGACAAAUUUGCAUCGCAUAGCUAAUUGUUAAGUACCAAAGGGGUGAUUUCCGACGCUCUGAAAAACGUGAAGCAGGUCGUGCAGCGGAAGGGGAAAGACAUCGACGAGCGCUGCAUCCAGGCCAUGGGAUUGAAGGCGGGGAC
Molecule: messenger RNA, 460 nt
Organism: Amoebophrya sp. A120
Lineage: Eukaryota; Dinophyceae; Syndiniales; Amoebophryaceae
Source: the annotation of a GenBank genome assembly